GCUGUAGGUUCUGACCCGAAGAAAAGGCAACGUAAUCGUCCAUCCAUAAUAAAAAAAACUAGUGCAACAAUCUCUGGUUUCCCUUUAUCCAUCCAUCAUAUAUUUCAUUGAUAUUUUCUAGAAUAAAAAAUGGCUGAUACCGAGGAAAAGAAAAUCGUCGAACAACAAGAAGAAGAAGUUGAAUCCCCAGAUGUUCAUUUCGAACCUAUUGUCAAAUUGGAAGAAGUUGAAGUAAAGACAAAUGAAGAAGAUGAAGAAGCUCUCUUCAAAAUGCGCGCCAAGUUAUUCCGUUACAACAAAGACACUAAGGAGUGGAAGGAACGUGGUACCGGUGAUGUUAAAUUCUUACAGCACAAAGAGACUAAGAAGGUUCGUUUGUUGAUGCGUCGUGACAAGACCCUCAAGGUCUGUGCCAACCACUACGUUGACUCUCUCAUGAAGCUCUCUCCUAACGUUGGUUCUGACCGUUCUUGGGUCUGGAAUGUUACUGCAGACGUAUCUGACGGAAAGCCUGAAGCAGAAACUUUAGCUAUUCGUUUUGCUAACUCUGAAAACGCUAACCUUUUCAAGGAAAAAUUCGAAGAAGUUCAAAAGAUCAAUGAAGAAUUAUCCAAGAAGAGUGACGAGAAGAAAACUGAUGAAAAAAAGGAAUCUGCCUAACUCUCUCUCUCUCUCAUUCAAUCAAUCUUUGCCGAAUAUUUAACGAAUUACGAAAUCCACUCCAAGUCUGUAGCAUUUUUUUACGUAAAAAUCUUAUUCCUAUUCAAGUUGUGAUGACUCUAUCCCCAACCCACCAUUAUUUUAACCAUAUCUUCCACGUAUGACCGUCUCAUGUCAUUUAAACAUAAUUUGGUUGUGAAAUAAAGAACCGAAACUUAAUCGUUGACUGACAACAUGAGCUACUUCGUUUAUGAAAACAGAUCAUUUCAGAAAACAUCAUAGGAUGCUUCUAAAGAUUGGGUAAUCACCGUGACGAAACUUCCUAUUCUCGAUAGAAACUGUUGAAAACAAUAACAUAUUUGGUCAGAAUCAAAUUGAAUUGACUAUUCUAUUUUGACAGAAAGUAGG
Mycotypha africana is the source of this 1068-nucleotide messenger RNA. RefSeq lists its product as uncharacterized. Bases 130 to 660 code for a protein of 176 amino acids. Gene Ontology annotation, cellular component: nuclear pore; cytoplasm. The transcript is spliced from 3 exons. Gene Ontology annotation, molecular function: GTPase activator activity. The record is from RefSeq and is a predicted model, not a curated record. Gene Ontology annotation, biological process: protein import into nucleus. Lineage: Eukaryota; Fungi; Mucoromycota; Mucoromycetes; Mucorales; Mycotyphaceae.